AUGUUCCGAUUUUUACCAACGGUGACAGUAAAAAAAAUGAUUUACCGCUCCCAGACCGUUGCGCUUAAAACGUACCUUCAAAGCUGUCGAGCAUCAUCCAAACUUGGCUGCUUGGACCCUCCGGAGCUCCGACUCAGUUGCUUAAACCCAAUAAGGCAUCCAUUUUGCUACCCUGACAAACGUAUCGCAUUGUGUGAUCCACAGAGCAAAAAAAUGAACGCUCUCGAGAGGGGGACGGAAGUCUAUGAGCAACCAAUGCUCGGACAAGCCAGUGCAGCAUACCCAACGACGAGCUACACGGGUGUCCCUAGUGGGGUAUCGCAGAUGCCCACCACAUAUCAUCCAUACAUGGGUGGUCCAUACGACUUUCAGCAGCCAGCGAGGAUAGCGAAGUCCACUGGAAUGCGUGCCAGCAACCUCAGCGAAGGCCUCUCACGAGCUGUCGCCCCUCUCGAGGGAGACAGAUAUAUGUUCAUUCAGCCCCACGUGUCUAACAGCCGCCCCGUCAUCACUUCUUCGUACCCAUCCUUAUUUCCCUCCUUAUCGGUUCCAACUACACAAAUGCUGAGCAAAGGGCUCAGCAAUCAGCAGAGCUAUCUUGCUCCCGGAGGUUCUGUCAAUCCCAGCAACCUCACUCUCCGCUCACGGCCUGCAUCUCGAUCUCAUGUUCGAUCGCCAGCGGUGAACGUACCUACCGUCAGCGCCAUUCCGAACUUUGAGGAUCCGAUCCGGACACGUGCGCACACCGAUGGAGAGGCCUAUUCCGCCCUGUGCGAAGACGCUGCUGUUUCCUGUGUCUCUCGACCACUCACCACCUCCCGUCGUGCAAAGUCGAGCUCAACUUCUCGUAAUCUCCCGAUUGCUGCCACUUCGUCGCGAAGUGCUAUGUACGACGUCUCGAAGACCUUGGAAGGUACCACCGAUCACUCUGCAUCGACUGUCCCUACCAGCAUGAAGCCCAUGCACGGACAACAGCUAGAGACAAUUGUGGAGGUUCCCAGCGAAGAACUAUAUGCGAUGCCGGCAUCCGUAGACGAUCAUGCAUCGUCAAGCAUCCCUCACGCAGUGGAUGAAGUGGAUACGGAAGACGUCGUAUACGAACCGGAGGAAAGAGAGUGCUAUGCCACGGCACCGUCUCACGUAAACGAUGCUUCUGCUCAGCAAGACUUUGGGCAGGUCAGUUUGAUAUUCGAACGCAUCGCAGGGCGCCUUGGAAUCCCCUUCGAGGAAGUUGUUGCGCGAUUUGACGUGUUCAGACUGGACAAACGCGCAGAGCAUGAUGCGUUUCAAUUGUACAAGGCAUAUUACAACAUGCACACGGAGGAGGAAUCGAAGCGAGUUCCUCUAGCGACCGAUGGCGAUAUCAGUCACGACGCCGAGCAUGUAUACAAGUGCUGGCAAGCAUUCAAGAAUGCGAACCCGUCGCAGUGGCCAUCGAUCCUCGUGUUUAAGAGUCGCAUUCCUGACGAAAGACUUUCAAAUGAUGCGGCUUCAGAGCGGAGGCGAGUACUAGAAUACUUCAUGAGACAGCUGAGGUCCACGCUGGAUGCGCUUGCUGAGAGCUACGGUUUCCAUUCCGUGCUCAUUGUCAGCGGAAAUGACAUCGUGAGGGACGAUGGAAUUGGCAUGGCGUACGAGUCAUCAGAGAGUGAGGGUUUCCUGUGCAAGCUCACGCGUUCGUCCACAGAUGAAGUGAUAGGACAUCUGAAAGCCCACGUGUGGAACAAUCAUUCUACUGCACGGCUCGCACAAGCCAUGACGCCGGAAAAAGCCCCCGUGCGGUCAACUCACAAUGACGGCCGGUCAAACGAUGAUGCUCCUAUUGAGCCUGAAGAAGCAGCUCAACCUCUCAAGACGAACCCAGAUGAUCUCUCUGGCAUGUCCGAUAACAGCCUCCUGACACAGCUUAGGAAGGUCUAUGAAGCUAUGUUGGAAGUCCAGCACGGCAUUCCUUGUCAACCCCUUCCUUGGGUGAAACUGCCGUGCAAGCUUGCCACGAAUGGUCUCGUGUUCGAGAACUGGCCAGAGAACGUUCAGUACCCUGGCCAGGUCGAGUCAGGCAAUAAAGGGAUCGGAGUUCUCAGCGGUGACGAGCGACAGCGCUUCCUGCGCGCGCUCACGCAGUUACCACAGGAACAGCGUGUCAGGCUCCGUGCAUGCGAUCGUCAGGAACUUCGUGAUGAGCAUGUAGUGCUUAUUAUCUCGGGAGUGCCUUCCUCCCAGUUCAGUGCAAGCGGACUGCGCGUUUUCUACAAUCUCAGAAACAGCCGAAUAAUCGUCGACCAGCUGAAUGAUGAGCAGGGAGACCGAUUCAAGAAGGUCGAACGCGUGGAUGUUGAGGUGGCGGUGCACUCAUCGACUUCGCAAAAAUGCAAGGUAGACCUGCCAGAUGCUCCCAACAAACGUGUACGCUAUACAGCGUAUACGGAAGACGGAAAUUGUGUGGAGCGCUUUCCAUCUGAUGUUAGCGACGGUGAAGAGGAACCCUUGGGGAACAGCCAAUCGGAGCUAGAGGUGUCCCGACCUGGUCAUCAAUUCAGCACUGCCAAGAAGGCGGACCUUCCCUCGGCACAUUCAGCAUCAGAAAAAGUCGAAGUACUCAGCGAUCGGCCGGCACAAAGUCUCGUCACGUCGGGCUCCACCAGGCACGCGGGACCGGCUCGCAGUGAAUCAGCGCAAUCCGUCCACGGUGCAAGCGAGAGCCAUCGUGCGCCUCCCGGUAUGGAUCGGCAAAGUUCUGGCUCCAGGGGUAUGGUAGCGGUAACACAACUGCGCGACACGUCAGCCGCUUCUCCAGCGGUGGAGUCCCCACACAGCAGCUCACAGCGCCUUGCACUCUCCGAUGUGCCAGCGUCUCCUCAUGCGAGUGCUGCUACGUCUGCAGCAGCGCGAGUCCCCCAGGAGUUCUUGGAGGUGAUGGCGACGCAAUACCUGAAAUUUCAGCAGCAAAAGAUCAACUCAUUGACUGCGCGCGACGCCGCCCCUCAUCAUGAGUCGAGCAUCGCAAAUGCUCUUGGGGAAGGAUUCGACGUAGGCCACGGAGAUUUCACGCUGAACCUAUCCCAAGGAUAUGCCGGCACUGAUGACGAAAUGUCUUUGUAUAUCAAUGACGACCUCCUGAUGGGUAAUUCCGGUGUCAACGAGUAG
This is a messenger RNA of Laetiporus sulphureus 93-53, 3147 nucleotides long. RefSeq lists its product as uncharacterized. Lineage: Eukaryota; Fungi; Basidiomycota; Agaricomycetes; Polyporales; Laetiporaceae. The record is from RefSeq and is a predicted model, not a curated record. The transcript has 12 exons. Bases 1 to 3147 code for a protein of 1048 amino acids.